Molecule: messenger RNA, 1287 nt
Organism: Syzygium oleosum
Lineage: Eukaryota; Viridiplantae; Streptophyta; Magnoliopsida; Myrtales; Myrtaceae
Product: phosphoglycerate mutase-like protein 4
Exons: 7
Coding region: 16-945 (309 amino acids)
Cellular component (GO): cytosol; cytoplasm
Molecular function (GO): phosphatase activity
Source: RefSeq, a predicted model, not a curated record
UGCGUCGCGCAAAGCAUGAGCGCACUGCGCACCCUGCGCAUCCUAAUUCCACCUGUUCCUUCUCCUCCUCCUCCUCCGUCGUUCUCGCCGUCGCCGUCGCGUUCGCCACGCGCAUUGUCACUCCCGAGCUCGAGAUCGGGGCUCACAACCCUGUUCUUCGCUCCACGGCGGUCGAGGGCGCAAGGUCCGGGGCCGAAUCGCGAGCCUGCCAUGUCGGAUUCGAACUCGAGCGUUGCUGCUGGUUUGGAUUGCAACGGCGCUGCUCAAUCGGUUCCGAUCGGCGCUGACUAUGCCGAAAUCGUCGUCGUCCGUCACGGUGAAACGGAGUGGAAUGCUGAUGGAAGGAUUCAGGGACAUCUGGAUGUCGAAUUAAAUGAAACUGGGAGGCAGCAAGCAACUGCAGUGGGUGAAAGGCUUUCCAGAGAAGGAAAAAUCUCUGCAAUUUACUCAUCCGACCUAAAACGAGCUUUUGAAACAGCAAAUUCGAUUGCAACUGCUUGUGGUGGACUGGAGGUUAUCGCGGAUCCAAAUCUUCGGGAAAGAAAUCUAGGGGAGCUUCAAGGACUUCAGCUACGUGCUGCAUCUAGUGUCUGUCCUCAAGCCUAUAAAGCCUUUCUGUCGCCCAAGACAGAUCAAGAAAUCCCGGGCGGUGGUGAAAGUAUUGAUCAGCUUUAUCAGCGCUGCACUACAUGCUUGCAAAACAUCAGUAUGAAGCAUAAAGGAGAGCAAGUAGUAGUGGUCACUCAUGGUGGUGUCAUCCGAUCGCUUCAUAGGCGGGCUUGCCCAAAAACGCGGUCUGGUGGGAAGGUGCUGAAUACUUCUGUCAACAUUUUCCACUUGUCUGAUGGGGACAAGUGGGUAUUAAAAUCUUGGGGCGAUGUUAGUCAUCUCAGGCAAACAGAAUAUCUUGAAACAGGGUUUGGUGGGGAUAGAUCUUCUGGUUAGAUCACCUAUGCUAAAUGCUGUUCCAGUAGCCCUACUAGUAAUGAGGUACGGUAAGACCAAAAUCAGUGGGGAGAAUCGAGAGGUAGCGUAUAUUGAUUCUUCUAACGACAGGCAUUAUUUAUCUUAAUGGCCCAGAAGAGUCCCACUCUAUGGUCACUCAACCGCAGUGUCCGGGUGCCCCAAUUGUUAGAAGUGCCCACAUAAAUUUAAAUUGCUUGACAUAGUCAAUUGUGUCCAGCCACUUACUCAACUCCUUUUAUUAAUUAUACAAAUCUGAUAAAUGCAUCAGUACCUUCAGGUAUUGGUAAUUAUGUCUGAUUAAUAUCAUUUGGCGGUUCUAUA